Messenger RNA from Lacerta agilis (Sand lizard), 1976 nucleotides. RefSeq names its product DiGeorge syndrome critical region gene 2 (gene DGCR2). Gene Ontology annotation, cellular component: membrane. The transcript is spliced from 11 exons. The record is from RefSeq and is a predicted model, not a curated record. NCBI's taxonomy places the organism in Eukaryota, Metazoa, Chordata, Lepidosauria, Squamata, Lacertidae. Gene Ontology annotation, molecular function: protein binding. Bases 270 to 1940 code for a protein of 556 amino acids.
CGUCAGGAGGAGCAGGGGAGACGCGGCCGCCAUCUUGUGCGUGCAGCGAUAGCCAGUCAGCCGAGCCAGGCGGGCUGAACGGCCCCUGCGCCUUGGCGAGCUCGCUGGAUUCCACCCCCUCCCCGCCUCCCGCUUCGCUCCCGGGGCUGUGACGGAGAAGCGGAGGCCGCCUCCGACGCCUUUUGUUUUUCUUUUUCCUUUCCCCUCACCGCCCCCCUCCCGCGGGGGGGUUUACGUUGCUGCGCUGGGGGAGGAUGAACGGAGGAUAAAUGGUGCCCAAGGCAGACAGCGGCACCUUCCUCCUCCUCUUCCUCCUGGUACUUAGCAUCACCGAGCCGUUGCGGCCAGGUGCAAGACUAGCUCUGGCAAGACUUCUUUCAGAACUGCGCUGCAUCCCAGGGCAAUUCGCUUGUCGCAGUGGCUCCAUCCAGUGCAUCCCAUUGAACUGGCAGUGUGAUGGAUGGCCCACCUGUGAGGAUGAGAGUGACGAAGUUGACUGCCCAAAUUUUACUGGGGACCAGCGCACUUACCACGGGAAGGAUAAUGUGGAUUCCAGGCACAAUCGCGGAAGAGGAGGGGACACGACCCGCUUCCACACCGUCAAUGUGGCACAGCCAGUGCGGUUCAGCAGUUUCCUAGGGAAGUGCCCGUCAGAAUGGCAUCACUACGAGGGCACGGCCAGCUGCUACAGAGUGUACUUAAGUGGCGAGAACUACUGGGACGCCGUCCAGACCUGUCAGAGGGUGAAUGGAUCCCUGGCCACUUUUACAACUGACCAGGAGCUCAAGUUUAUCUUGCAGCAGGAGUGGGACUCGCAAGAUAAGGCCUUUGGGAGGAAAGACCAGAGUAGGUUCUGGGUUGGAUACCAGUAUGUCAUCACAAACAGAAAUCAUUCUCUGGAAGGUCAUUGGGAGGUUGCUUACAAAGGUUCAUCAGAAGUAUUUUUGCCCCCCAACCCUACCUUCAGUACGUCCGUGUCGGAAAACGAAAACAUCCUUUGCGCCCAGUUCCAAUGUUCCCACUUCCCGACCCUGCGGCACCGCGGUUUUCACAGCUGGUAUGCUGAAAACUGCUAUGAGAAGUCUUCAUUCCUCUGCAAAAGAAGUCAAACCUGUGUAGAUAUAAAAGACAACAUUGUCGACGAAGGCUACUAUUUCACCCCGAAAGGAGAUGACCCCUGCCUGAGUUGCACUUGCCACAAUGGCGAGCCAGAGAUGUGUGUGGCGGCCCUAUGUGAGCGGCCUCAGGGCUGCCAGCAGUAUCGGAAAGACCCCAAGGAGUGCUGCAAGUUUACUUGUUUAGAUCCUGAUGGCAACAGCUUGUUUGACUCCAUGGCGAGCGGCAUGCGCCUCAUCGUGAGCUGCAUCUCCUCCUUCCUCAUCUUGUCCCUGCUCCUCUUCAUGGUCCACCGGCUACGGCAGCGGCGCAGGGAGCGCAUCGAGUCUCUGAUCGGAGCAAACCUGCACCACUUCAACUUGGGUCGCAGGAUGCCCGGUUUCGAUUACGGCCCCGAUGGCUUUGGGACUGGACUUACGCCACUCCACCUUUCCGAUGACGGGGAAGGUGGGGCAUUUCAUUUCCACGACCCUCCUCCUCCCUACACGGCGUACAAAUACCCAGAUAUCCAGCACCCCGAUGACCCACCUCCGCCGUACGAAGCUUCCAUUAACCCAGACAGCAUUCUUUGUUCUCCCCCAGGUGGAAUCCAUUCCCAGACAGGCCAGAGCAACCAGCUGUCUCUCGGAAACGGCGACGCAUCUCCGCCGCUGACAGAGGAAUCUCUUCCUCCUUCGGUCGGUCCUUCUCCAGCAGAGCUGGAAGACUCUGUUGACAGCAGCACCCUCCUCGUACCUCCCGACACGCCCUUAAGUGAAAGUCCGCCGGCAGAGACACUUUCAGGCAGCCUCCACAGUCACUGUUCCCUGAAUACCAUUGUAUAAAGGAAAAUUGGGGGGCGGGAGGGGAUUGGAAAAAAA